AGAAUACUCUGUGAAAUUUUCGUGAAAAAAUAUAAAGAUUUGAGCCAGUGGCAGCAACUCUUGUCCGGCGCCUCGGAAAAAAAGCCUUUUGCGGUGGACAUCAGAGCUCAAGACUGGAUUAUUGAAAGAAUUCUUGGCGAUAAAACGCCAUGGCGAUAGAAAUUCCACGAUGUAUAGAAACCACGAUAUCAGCUCCACUGAUACAAUGGAGUUUCGAGGGCCUUCGAACAGCUUUAUCCAUCGGAUCAAUGGUUGGGUUUAUGGCAUUUUUAGAACUUCUGAUAAUGUUCAUGCGACCAGACAUCGUCGAUAGGGACAACAGAGUACGCGUUGUGUCUCCGGAAGACAUGCUUAGCACUUAUGACUUUGUGAUAAUUGGUGGCGGAUCUGCAGGCGGUGUACUUGCCAACAGAUUAACAGAGAAUGCAGACUGGAAUGUUUUGCUACUGGAAGCUGGCAACGACGAAGGGGUCAUAUCUGAGAUACCCGCGAUGUUCCUUAAUAUUCAACGUACUUACAUGGACUGGGCGUUCAAGACUGAACCUUCAACGAACUAUUGCAAAGGCAUGAUUAACAAUCAGUGCAGUUGGCCCAGAGGCAAGGCACUUGGUGGUAGCAGUGCUAUCAAUUAUAUGCUUUAUGUACGGGCAAACCGUAAGGAUUACGACAUAUGGCGAAACCUGGGCAAUCCAGGAUGGGGAUACGAUGAUAUUUUGCCAUAUUUUAUAAAAGCAGAGAACAUCUCGAUUUCCGAUCUUCGUGAAUCACCUUAUCACGGAACCAAGGGAUAUCUCACCGUGGAAACUUACAAAUACAAGCAUCCGAUUGGAAGUUAUUUCAUGAAGGCCAUUCAGGAAAUGGGUUACGACGAAGUGGAUUCCAACGGAGAGACGCAAACUGGAGCUGCCUAUCCACAAGGCACUCUUCAAAAUGGCCUCAGAUGCAGCGUGGCGAAAGCUUACCUUCGCUCCAUAUCUAAUCGAUUAAAUCUUCACAUCAGCACAAAUUCAAUGGUUCAUAAGAUUUUGAUAAAUGAAACGACGAAAAAAGCUUACGGCGUCGAGUUUGUUCGAGAGAACGUAAGGUACACCGUUCGUGCUAAGAAUGAGGUGAUACUAUCUGCGGGUAGUGUACAAUCACCUCAGCUACUUAUGCUCUCAGGAAUUGGUCCCAAAAAGGAUCUAGAGGAGAUUGGAAUCCGCGUUAUUCUCGAUAGCCCUGGAGUUGGGCAAAAUCUUCAGGACCAUGUCGCACUCGGCGGACUUACCUACUUGAUUGAUCCACCAUAUAAUCUGUCAACAUCGACAUUUUCAGCUGCAGAACAGUUUUUGAUCCAACGUGAAGGUCCACUGUACGAUGCUUCAUUGUCCGAAGUACUGGCAUUUAUAAAUACAAGGUAUGCAAACAGUUCCGAGGAUUAUCCAGAUAUCCAAUUGUACUUCGGAUCAACGGCUGAUAAUUUGAACAAAGCAGGUAUUGAGCACGGUUUCGGUGUGAGAACAGACUUCUACGACAGUUUGAAUGCAGAUAUCAUCGGUAAUGAUUCAUACGGUGUAAUACCAUUGUUAUUGCGCCCAAAGAGCAGAGGUUACAUCAAACUGAGAAAUAGUAAUAUUACAAGCCCUCCGAUUAUAGUUCCAAAUUACUUCGAUGACCCACAUGAUUUGGAUGUUUUGGCAGAAGGAGCCGUUGUUGUCUACAAUUUUAGCCAGACUCCGACUAUGAAGAAACUUAACGCAACAGCUAAUCACAAUUUGAUUUCCGACUGUGCGCACUUAAAUUUUCCAUCUCACGACUAUUGGCGCUGCUACUCACGAUUCUAUUCGCUGACGAUUUACCAUCCAACUUCAACUUGUAAAAUGGGCCCCGAUGACGAUGGAAUGGCCGUAGUUGAUCCCCGCCUGCGAGUCCGCGGGGUGGAAGGUCUUCGAGUAGUGGACGCUUCAAUAAUGCCAAACAUAGUAUCUGGCAAUACCAACGCUCCAGUAAUUAUGAUCGCAGAAAAGGCAGCGGAUCUCAUUAAGGAAGAUUGGUGUGUUUAUCCACGUGCACGGAACCAAUCUGCCGAUUCCGACGCAAAUUGCAACUCCACAAGUCGGCUGGAGCUGGAGGGAGAGGGCGGACAUAUAUUCGAUGUGUCAUUAAAUAGAAAAAAUAGGCCAUUGAACGUCGCACAAUCAUCUUAUAUCAAUGUGUAUACUCAUAUUUAA
This is a messenger RNA of Neodiprion fabricii, 2210 nucleotides long. Its product is annotated as glucose dehydrogenase [FAD, quinone]-like. The record is from RefSeq and is a predicted model, not a curated record. The coding region runs from base 150 to 2210 and encodes 686 amino acids. NCBI's taxonomy places the organism in Eukaryota, Metazoa, Arthropoda, Insecta, Hymenoptera, Diprionidae. Gene Ontology annotation, molecular function: oxidoreductase activity, acting on CH-OH group of donors; flavin adenine dinucleotide binding. The transcript is spliced from 5 exons.